AGUCUGUUUCAGGUUGUUGCGUUAAAUAGGCGAAACUGUUUACGCAUCCGCGACGGACGUUAUUCGAUUUUUGCCAAAAAGGGCAUCAAUUAUUUAUCCAUUUCACAAUCGCAUCUGUGUAUGUGACAUCAUAGAGAUUUGUGACAAUGAUCGAAGAAGAGUUAAUGUGAAUUUGUGUAGCAUUAGCAUGUGCGACGUGUGAUUUUUCGCACAAGGAUCCCACAUUAAGAACAAUCCCUCUUGAGUGCUAUAUACUUGUGGUCCAAGAAACUCUGUUGAAUUGCCGGAGCUGGAUAUAUUAGAAGAUUAUGAAUAGGGGAAUGUUCGGAACAUACUGAGUGCAAGAAAUCAAGAAUAUUUUGAAAAUAUAAUUAUCCAUCCUUUCCUUCUCUAUUUUCGUCCGUGUGUGUGAGUGUUUAGUGAAGAAAUAUGAUUUAUGUUGAAAACUCUGUGUACAUGUUCAUUGUCUUCUAGUGGAUUUUUUUUUAUUUUGUAAAGAACAGAGUUUUAUCAUCAAAGUGGUAAUGCCGAACACGGCCAAUUGUCUCCAUCAUCAAUUGAAGUGAAUAAUAUUUGAUACUUUGUUUCACCUGAAUGAUAUAAGAGAAAGGGGGAGGUACCCCUCUCACCCCAAAACAGCCCAAACAUGACGAUGAAAUCUAUGAAGUACUCCGAUUGUGACACCAUAAUGGAUGGAUACAAUCCAGUUCCGCCACCAUUGCCGCGGCGAGUGCCGCCAGUUAGGAAUAUUUAUGCUGAACCAUUCACAUCUGAAACCAGUACUAACAGACUUGCUGCUCCAUUGCAAUCGGGACAACAGCAGAUGUCACAGGGUAUGACGAACGCCAACAAUGCACAGGGAUCCCAUUGUCAAUUGGGCGGUACGUCGCCCUUAGUUAUGCCAGUCUUUCCCCUGCGAACUUCCCAUUCAGGACAUGCGCCGCACUACUCACCCUACUCGCCCUCAAGGUUUCACAUAGACAAACGAUGUCAACAUAGGUGCUCAUGGAAAUGUUUCAGCAUUGCCUUAAUAUUACUGUCGGUGGCACUUAUAGCUAUGUUGGCCUAUUUUGCAGCGGUCAAUUCAAUGAAGCCAACGAUGGAUCCAAAUAACUGCAUCGUGGUUCAAGAUGUUAAAUCAGUAACACAUGAUCAAAUGACACAAAAUGCUGACGGAUCAACACAAUUGCCCACGGAAGAAUCCCUGCUAACGAGUACAGCUGACCAUAGCACCUUCACUACGGCGCAUCACUAUCUCAAUAACGGUUUUAGCAGUAGUAGCUUCUCGCAGCAGCAGAUACUGCAGCAACAGCUUCAGCAGCAACACUAUCAAGAUCAGCAAUUUUCAGCCCAACAGCAGCAGCAGCAUCAGAAAUGGCCACAGGUCUUAGAACUACGGGAAUUCAAUGAGGUCCACCAUGCUACAAUUGCCCCCUACCAGUUCUGGAAUUCUGAAUUUCGCAACAAACACCCAGCAUUCAUACGCUUCAACUUCACAUUGCCAUGGGGUGCUAAUUUUGCGGUGUACGGGCGUCGCAAUGUUGCACCCAGUGUCACCCAGUAUGACUUUGUAGAAUUCAUCCGAGGCGGCAGAGUGGAUAAUCGAUUGCGGCGUCGACGACGCCGAAAACGCAGCAUGACAACUGGGGAGGAUGCCGAUGAGGAUGAUAUUUUGGGGAAUGGUAUUGCUGACGAGGAGUAUGGAUUUGACAUUUUCGAGAAUCCCACCGUGGACAGUGAUGAAUACAUUGGUUCACCAUGGCGCGACACAGACAGAUCGAUGGAAUCAUCAGCCGCUGAAGCAGCAUCCUCCAGCUUCAUAGAUGAACACCUUCGAUUCUCACCAGCUGAACGUCACAUCAUCUCCAAGCGCUCCUCCGAUAUGGACCCUAUGAUGGUGAAUGUGAGUUUAUUGCAGUAUUUGGACACCGGAAGAUGGUUUCUCUCAGUGUACAAUGACGAGUUGCUGGCGCACAGUGUUACACUCACAGUGGCUGAAGCCGAAGGGGUUAGCACAACCUGUCCCAAUGACUGUUCCGGACGUGGAUCUUGCUACCUUGGAAAGUGUGACUGCAUAGACGGAUACCAAGGGGCAGACUGUUCCAAAAGUGUCUGUCCAGUUUUGUGCUCAGCUCAUGGUCACUACGGUGGCGGUGUAUGUCACUGUGAGGAGGGCUGGAAGGGUCCUGAGUGUGAUGUACCAGCGGGUGAGUGUCAAGUGCCCGGAUGUUCUGGCCAUGGACGCUGCAUCGAGGGUGAUUGUCACUGCGAACGUGGAUGGAGAGGACAAUUCUGUGAGCAACCUGACUGCCUUGAUCCCUCAUGCUCGGGCCAUGGUACCUGUGUGAAUGGUCAAUGCUACUGCAAAGCUGGCUGGCAGGGUGACGACUGUGCUAUGGUUGACCAGCAAGUUUACCAAUGUCUACCCGGCUGUUCUGAACAUGGCACGUAUGAUUUAGAAACGGGAACGUGUGUCUGCGACAGGCACUGGACCGGACCAGAUUGCUCUCAAGCUGUAUGCAGUUUAGAUUGUGGACCGAAUGGGGUGUGCGAAUCUGGAAAGUGUCGCUGCAAUGCCGGAUGGACUGGAAAUCUGUGUGAUCAAUUGCCAUGCGAUGCACGUUGUGCAGAGCACGGUCAGUGCAAGAAUGGCACUUGUGUAUGCUCCCAAGGAUGGAAUGGACGUCACUGUACAUUGCCUGGAUGUGAAAAUGGAUGUUCCCGACAUGGUCAGUGCACACUGGAGGAUGGUGAAUAUCGUUGUGUCUGCAUAGAAGGAUGGGCUGGCACAGAUUGCUCAAUCCCACUGGAAAUGAAUUGCAAGGAUAACAUCGACAAUGAUCACGACGGCAUGACAGAUUGUUCGGAUAGUGAAUGCUGUUCACAUCCAAUUUGUGCUGAGCACAUUAUGUGUUUGGCAUCCAAUGAUCCUGUGGAAGUUCUACUACGGAAACAGCCACCAUCUGUUACCGCAUCCUUCUACCAGAGAGUCAAGUUCCUCAUUGAGGAGAAUUCUGUUCAAUCGUACGCCCACAUGGAUGAGUACAGCGAGAGCGAGUUCUGGAACUCCUUUACACCGUGUCGAGUGUCUGUGAUGCGAGGACAAGUUGUCACACCCCAGGGACUCGGAAUUGUGGGGAUUCGUGUCUCUGUGGACAGAGACUCGAGAUUUGGAUUCACACUCACAAGACAAGGAGGAUGGUUUGAUGUCCUGGUAAAUGGUGGCGGAGCUGUUACCUUGCAAUUCCAGAGAUCACCCUUCCGUCCACUGACGCGAACAGUUUUCGUGCCCUGGAAUCAGAUUGUUGUUUUGCCACCUGUUCAGAUGCAGCUCAGUGAAGAUGAGGAACACUUGCGUCCACUCAUAAAAGCUACACCACCGAAUCUGGCAUUCAGUUUCCUCAACACCAUCUUGUACCACUUCACGGACGAAAUUGUCCCACCGGGAGUUGUCUGUCUCGAGCACGACCAUGAGCUUCUGAAACCACAAUUGUUCGGAACAUGGAUGCCAAAUGGUGUGGGCGCCAUGGCUGGUCAUCGUAACAUUUUCGCCGAGACACAGAUUGUACAGGAAUCUGUGCAAAUCCCUGGCUCAGGGCUACACUUGACGUACCAAUCAUCUCAAGCGCCUGGCUACCUGAGUAUCGUGCGGAUGCGAUUAACGAAAGCCACAAUUCCCCCAACGUUAACACAUGUGCACGUUGGCGUGGAAAUUGAGGGUUCACUCCACGUGAAGACAUACGAGGCUGACCCCAAUCUAACUCACACCUUUGCCUGGAACAAGCGUAAUGUGUACAAGCAGAAGGUAUAUGGUGUCUCCUUGGCGCGAAUCAGCGUGGGGUAUCAACAUUCCACGUGUAAGGAACCCGUGUGGGAGACCCAAACCGCUAAACUGCAAGGUUUCGAUGUAGAUAUCUCUGAUAUUGGGGGUUGGGGUUUGGACAUUCACCAUCACUACAACUUCCACGAGGGUAUUCUGCAGAAGGGUGAUGGAUCCACACUGCACAUGAAGGAAUACCCGAGAACUGUUAAAGUAGUGAUGGGAACAGGACUUCAGAGACCCCUAAGCUGUGGCAAGGACUUCUGCAAUGGCAUGGCUAAGGAUGCCAGACUUCUUACCCCAGUUGCUCUGACUUCUGGACCUGAUGGUAGUCUCUUUGUUGGAGACUUCAAUCUAGUUCGACGCAUUACGCCUGAAGGAAAGGUCUUUACGGUCCUACAGUUGAGUGCUACGCAAGUCUCGUACCAAUAUUACCUGACCGUUUCUCCAGCUGAUGGGCAUCUCUACAUUUCUGACCCCGAACGCCAUCAGAUCCUAAAAGUCCUCUCCGUAGACGAUGUCACUAAUCCAAUUAGCAACAGUGAUACUGUUGUUGGCAGUGGACAACGUUGUAUUCCAGGUGACGAAGGUAAUUGCGGUGAUGGAGGUCCAGCCAAGCUGGCUCGUCUCUCCCAUCCGAAGGGUAUUGCCAUAGCAGCCGACAGGACUAUGUACAUUGCUGAUGGAACGAAUAUCCGUGCGGUUGAUCCGAAGGGUAUUAUCCACACCCUGAUUGGUCACCAUGGUCAUCACAAUCACUGGAGUCCAGCACCGUGUCAGGGUGCUCUUCUGGCCAGCCAGACGCAACUUCAGUGGCCAACAGGAUUGGCCCUCAGUCCCCUCGAUGGUUCACUCCAUUUCAUUGAUGAUCGUCUAGUGCUGAAAUUAACGGCUGACAUGAAGAUCAAAGUUGUGGCUGGAACACCUCUGCAUUGCAAUUCAAAUGCAGGAGAGAAAAAUAAAACCACAACUGAUGAUGUUCUUGGUACUGUUCUGGCCAUUGCCUUCUCCCCAUCGGGUGACCUCUAUGUGGCGGACUCUGACUCUAGGCGGGUCAAUUCCAUUCGCACUGUUGACACUUCCGGGAAAAUGAGGUCAUUUGCUGGGAAAACUGAUACUACAACAUUCCCAAGCUGCGAGUGUAGCAAUACCACCACAGCAGCAACACUGGCGGCGACAACGAUGAAUCCAGCACGGAGCGGAAGUACAGGAAAUCCUGGUGCACCUUCACCACCCGCCACAACCUCUGGCGGCUGCUCCUGCACCAUCCCCUUCAAUACCACCGGAAUCACAGGCACCACCGCUGCCAGUGGCUUUGCAGAUGACUCGGGGACGAGCAAUGCGGAGACAUUGCUAUCCUCCAAUGCGAAAUUCCAAGCUAUUUCUGCCAUUGCCGUAUCCCAGGAUGGUGUUAUCAAUGUUGCCGAUCAGGGAUCUUUGCACAUUUUGGCACUGCAGCACUAUCUACCCAGUCACGAUAUCAACGGUGAAUUCCACAUUCCGUAUCCACCCACCAGUGAGGUGUAUGUGUUCAAUCGAUAUGGACAACAUGUGGCCACUAAGGAUUUAGCAUCGGCCAAGACACGCUACUCCUUCCUCUAUUCGAAAAAUACCAGCUUUGGAAAACUUUCCACAGUAACAGAUAGUUCAGGGAAUAAGAUCCAAUUCCUCCGGGACUAUAGUAACCUGGUGAGUUCGAUUGAGAACACCCAAGACCACAAAUCCGAACUAAAGAUCAACAAUGUUGGGCUUCUGGCGAAGCUGACGGAAAAGGGCAAAUCGGAGAUUGAGUUAGACUAUGAUACCACCUCGGGCCUAUUGAAUAGUCGGUCAGGUGGGGGUGAAACGUACAUCUAUUCAUAUGAUGAAUUUGGUCGGGUGAUUGGAUUGAUUUUGCCAACGGGAGAAACUGUGGCAAUUGGAUCAAGUUUAGCGGCUGAUGUUGGUUUGGCAGUACAAGUCAGAGCACCAGUUCAAAGUCUCUUUGCUGAAAAUCAACAUGAUCGCAGCGAUAUGCUAAUUGUGGGUGGCAUUAAGUCACUCACAAUGAGCAAUGGGGUGGAAAAGACCAUUGCCUAUAUAAAUACAAACAAUACCCUUUCCAUUGCAACACCAAACAAUAUGGUGAUUGAGUCGGCCGCCAUAGCAAGACAUCCCCUCUUGGAGGCAUCUCUGCCCGUUGAGGCGGAAAUGCUGCCCAUGUGGUCACAGCAGACGGUAACAAUGGGUGAUGAGCUAAUUAACACCAUGUAUUCAACGUAUAGUCUCGUUGGGGAUGUUCGCAAUCCGCAGCAGACACUCAAUCAUGAGCUCUUUGUCAACAAUUCACGUGCUUUUGGGGUGGAAUUUGACCAAUUCACCAGCAGGGAGACAUUCUUCGACCGCGACAGACAGCCCAUCCUUACAAUCGCCUUUGACCCAUCGGGUCAGCCACAGUCAUACCAUCCCGCUGCUGUUGGUUACCCCCUUAACAUUUCCUAUGACCGCUUCAAUCGAAUUGAUGGGUGGACAUGGGGACCGUCUGAGCUGAAAUAUACCUAUGAGCAGCAUGGACUACUCUCAGAAAUUACAAGUCAACAGGAUGGUACCGUGAGCUUCAUCUACAAUGACCUCAAUCUAGUGUCGGAAAUUGGACUGGCGAGUCAGAGGAAGAUUCUACUGGCGUACGAUGAGGAUGGUGGACUGAGACAUGUUACCCUGCCCAGUGGUACCAAACACUCCUUCAGCCUGCAGCCAUCAAUUGGUUUCAUUCGAUUCACCUACACACCACCAGGCACCAUCAAGCCCUACCUCCAGCACUACUCCCACAGCGGUGCUCUGCUACAGACAGUCUUUCCAGGCGAUGGUGCCCGAAUAGUCUACCGAUACACACCCACCGGUCAACUGUCCGAAGUAGUUCACGGCGACGGUCGCAGUGAAUUUAUCUACAAUGCUCUGACUGGAAUGCCUAGUACUGUGGGGCACAUUGAGCGCGAACUAGAAUACAGAUGGGACUUUGAGUACACCGGAGCUCUGCUAACUGAAGAACGUAUUGACUUCUCUGCCAAAACAGGACUGAGCAAUGCCAAGUUCUCCUAUGACUAUGACUCCAAUUUCCGUCUGACAUCUAUCCAAGGCCGUAUUGGAGGUCAGAACUUACCCGUCCAAACAUUCACUUACAGCAGCAAAACGGGAUCACCCGAAGAAAUUGGUCCAUUCAAAGUGACCCAUCCUCGUCCCAAUCAAACUUCUGUAUUCGAUGGCACUGCCAUUUUCUCACGUACCGUCAAUGGACAAUUCUUAGAGACGCAGAUGUCCGUGACUAUCCACCGAAUGGAAGUAUUCCGCAUGGAGUUUGCACAUGAUAUGCAUGGAAGAAUCUCCCAGACGAAAACGUACACGAGGAAUGUUGGUGUGAAUACGUACACCAAUGUGAAGAACUUUACGUGGGAUUGUGAUGGUCAACUGAUUGGAGUUGAAGCACAGGAACCAUGGGGAUUCCGGUAUGAUGACAAUGGAAAUAUGCUUUCCUUGACAUACCGCGGCAAUACCAUUCCGAUGGAGUAUAGCGGAAUGGAUCGUAUCAUGAAGUUCGGUGAGGGUCAGUACAAAUACGACAGCCGUGGUCUUGUUGCGCAAAAUGCUCGGGAAGAACGGUUCCACUACAAUACGCAAGGACUCCUUGUAAGGGCCACCAAGCGAGGACGCUUCGACGUCAAAUAUUACUACGACCACCUCAAUCGAUUGUCAACCAGAAAGGAUAACUUUGGAAAUGUUACUCAAUUCUUCUACAACAAUCAAGACCGACUGCAAGAAGUUAGUCAGAUCUACUCGCCACGUGAUGGAAAACUAAUGUCUCUGACCUACGACGAUCGUGGACACUUGAUCUACGCACAGGUGUACAGACACAAAUACUACGUUGCAACUGAUCAGUGUGGUACACCUGUGAUGAUCUUCAAUCAAUAUGGCGAAGGCAUUAGGGAAAUCAUGAGAUCGCCCUAUGGACAUAUUGUGUAUGACUCCAAUCCCUACUUGUACCUGCCCAUCGACUUCUGCGGUGGAAUACUGGAUCAGGUUACUUCAUUGGUACACAUGCCAAAUGGAAAGGUUUAUGAUCCUUUGAUCGGGCAGUGGAUGACUCCUGAUUGGGAGAAUGUAGCAGAACGUGUACCUACGCCAACGAAACUACAUCUCUACCGCUUCAAUGGAAACGAUCCUAUCAACAUUGGUCAUGAUCGCAACUAUCCAGUUGAUCAUAGUGCUUGGCUCCAUCUAAUGGGCUACAAAGUGAACAAUAUGAUGCCUCAACUCAAUCAGAAGCUGUGGCGUCCACCAAGUGCAUGGGGACGAAGUAAUAACUUCGGACCUAUUCCCAAGGUGACCCAAGUUGAUUUUACUGGAUCUCCGAGCGUAGAAGUUGAAAGUGGCUUCUUGGCUCAUCUUGCUCUCAGGAGAGCAUCCAACGUUGAAAAGCUUUCGUCUCCUCCAGGAUCGAAGUUGAAGUUGGACGUUAUGAGGGUUGCACCUAGUAAGAUAGGAGCAGCGUCUGAUCCGCCAUUUGGACGGGGCAUAGUUGUAUCGCGAUCAUCACUUGGCCAGGCUAUUGUGUCGAGUGUUCCGGCAGCCAAUGCCAUCUACAGGGAUGUCUAUACAUCUGUGUUCAAUCGAUCCCACCUCCUGCCGAUUACGUUUGUGGUGCACAACAGUCAGCAGGAUUCGUUCUUCUUCGUAAAGGAAGAUGCAUGGCGUGCCAGUGAGGAUCGACAGCAACUGAAGCGUCUUCAGGGUCAGGUUAAUACCACAUUCCAUGAGAUUGCAAGGGAAAAUGGCAGUGGCAACAACUACCUGGACGUUAAAAUACACGGGGCACAUACUGUGAUCAAUCUGAGGUAUGGGACAACAGUGGAGAAGGAGACCCAGAGACUGAUGCACCAUGCCAAGCUGACGGCAGUUCGGAAAGCUUGGCAUAGGGAGAAGGAUGCUCUUCGGAAUGGUAUUACCACAACAGUGGAAUGGAGUCAAACGGAGAGUGAUGAGAUCCUCAAGCAGGGCUAUGCCAAUCUGUAUGAGGGUGAAUACAUUCACGAUGUAGGCAAGUACCCUGAAUUGGCGGAGGAUCCCUACAAUAUACGCUUCGUGAAGAAGAAAACUAACCAAAUACGACGACGACGUCGAAGACAUGCAUCUACGGAAAACUGCCCCGAUGGACGAUCAUGUUAGCCUAAAUACUACCCACUCUAACUUCGGCGGCACUACAGGAAAAUCCUUCAUUUUGGGGAUUGACACAAAUAUUAAAGCCCAAGUAUAAAAUGAGAUAAAUUGUAAAAUAAAAGAUAUUACCCAUUGUAUUAGAUGGAAUGGUUAAAGAGGAUUUUGAGAGUAGUUUGAUAAAUGUGUCAGGGAGAAAUUUAAAAAAAAAACACAUUGAAAUUUUACUAAAAAAAAAAUGGUGAUUCGAGCUUUUGAGACUGGCGUCAUUUCAUCCAGAACCAAUUAAUUGUAACUUACGCAACAACAAAUGAUACUUUUAAACGUAUAGGUUUUUAGGAUACAAAACUUACUAACAUGAAAUAAUAUGAUUAUGGAUAAAUUUCGGAAUAUUCAUUGUCAAGGUCAAACUACAAUGUUAGAGGUCAUAGAAUUGAAACUAGGUCUGCAGUUUUGGGUCUCAUGUAUAAAGGAAAAUGUAGGUGAAUAAAUGAUGAAUAUCACUAAAAAUACGCCAAAAAAAAGAGAUUUAAAAUUGUACAUUUUGCAAAGUGAACUCAGACAAAAUGCUCUCUAAGUGUUAAUUUAAAUGACAGAUAAGUGACAUUUCUUUCCCAGUUAUUUGACAUGUCAAUUUUUUUUUUUGAAAAAAAAAACAUGUCUCAAUAUCAAAUACGCAACGCAGCACUAAAGUUAGGAAAUUUAUGUGAAAAUGAGGAGAUGUUGCCAAAUACACCCCUUUAAAGGUAAAUUUUAACUUAUUGAAAUGAUCUACUAUUGAAAUAAUGUUAGAAAAUAAAGAAAAUUUUCAAAUAUUGCUGAAAAUUACGUCAAGUCUCUUUGUAAUUGAGGAAAAAACAAAUCUAAAAAAACAAUGUUUCAAUAGAUAAGUUACUGUAAUAUAGAAAUCCACUGUAAAUAUUUAUUCUUCAGCACGAUAUUCUUAGUGACUAAUGAAAGGAAAGAGUAUCAGAAGUUUCUCAAAACUAAGAAAAAAAACAACCAUUUGAAUCCAUGCAAAAAUUGGACAUGAAAUUUUGAGAAAACGUGAAUGUAAAUUGUAAAUGUCCUACUGAUAGUUUUUAGCUUAUAGGUUAGGUGUAUUGAGGCUAAAUUUUCAUUUGUUUCAACAUUUGAUAAUUUGUUGCCCCAUAUUAUUCUGUACAUACUCUGUGAUUUAUUUUCUGUACAACUUCGCAUGGACAACUAAAACAAAAGAACAUUGCAAUUUUUCGUUAAAUUUAGCGAAUGUUUUCGUCCAUUUUUUGACAAUUUCCCAUAAAAUUAUGGUUUUGUUCAUCUUUGCUAUAAAAAAAAUUAUACCCUCACUUAGGAAUCACUUGAAAAAUGAAUUUAGUGAACAUAAUAAAUUAAUGGUGCCAUAAAUGUGUUACAAUUGUAGUGAACAAUAUUCCGCCGCAUUUUUUCUGCAAAACAAAAAUGGGACAGAAGGGAUAAGAUUCAGCGAUUUUUUUUUCUCCAAUUUUUUUUUCGAGACAGUGUAGUUUUUUUCCGAAGAAAACAAAUCCGCCAAAAUGGCUAAAUUCAUUUUUGCAUUUGUACACUAAAGCUUCAGCUUAAUUUUUCGAAAGUGUAACAAUGUGGAUUGCAAUUUCGUGUGCCAUAAAAUAUGGCGCAUGUAACGGGCGCAACGGGCGUCAUUUAAACAAAUGUCCCGGGAAUUUGCUCUAACCUUCACCAUCUUCGCAAGUAGUUGCAAUUGUAAUUAAAUGAAUAGUUUCGAAGAGAAAAAAAAAAACAAUGCAAAAAUGUAGAAAUGAUAGAAAUUAACAUUAAUAUCAGACUACAAUUAAAUAUAAAAGAAUACAAAAAAAAAUUGAGAAGCUGAAUCAUUUUGUGUACAACAACGUUGAAAAAAAAACUUGGCCCGGAUUUGGGGUGGAAAGCGUUGUACGUUUAUAGAGCAAAAGUGAAAUAUUCAAUAAGAAAAAGAAAAUUCCAUGUAAAAAGUCACAUUAUGGGUGAGAAAAAAUAUUAAUUUUUGAGAAGCCCAUAAGGGAAAUAAACACGAUGUCACGGUGAGAAAAUUACUGAUAUAGUAUUAAAGGAAAAAGAAAAACAGAAUAUUAAAAAAAAUUCAAUAACAUAUUGAAGGUAUUAAAGAAAAUCAAUAUAUAGAGUCGUACACUGUAUAUUUAUUUUUAUAAAAUAGUGAAGAUAUUGAAAUCGAGGUGGAAAAAAAAUGGAAAACUACCAACCGAAGAAGAUAAAUGAACAUCAAAAUUUAACAGAAUAUGGAGAUGAUUUAAAAAUGCAGAUUAAAAAAAAGUUGUUGCUAAAAAAAAAAUAAAAAGAAAUUAAAAUGAGGGAGUAAAAAGAAACAUAUAUGUAUUUGUAUUAUACUUAAAUCAAUACAAUGGAUAUUUUAUCAAAGAAUGGGAAUUUAUCAGUGUAAACAAAAAAAAAUAAUUGUAAUAGUCCAAAGUUGAUGAGAAAUAUGAAGAAAAAAAAACAUGAUGAUAAUGGUUUAAAUGAAUAACUUUGAUAUCAAAUCGCUUCAUAGAGUUUUUUUAUAUACACAUUAAUUAAAGAAAAAAAAAACAGAAAA
Molecule: messenger RNA, 11576 nt
Organism: Phlebotomus papatasi
Lineage: Eukaryota; Metazoa; Arthropoda; Insecta; Diptera; Psychodidae
Gene: Ten-a
Product: teneurin-a
Exons: 21
Coding region: 647-9019 (2790 amino acids)
Biological process (GO): motor neuron axon guidance
Source: RefSeq, a predicted model, not a curated record